GGAGGCUGCAGACAGCUUCGGCCUGGGAAGGGGAGAGAACUGGGGAGGAUGUCCACACCCUGGACCGCAAGAGGGUCUGUGGGCUGUGAGUGGGGCCUCCUGACCUUGCGCUUUUCCAUCCUCUUCCAGAAUGGUCAUGCCAACCUUGCACAACUCUGUGAUCCUUGCGGCCUAUAUCAUCAUCUUCCUCACGGGGCUCCCGGCCAACCUCCUGGCCCUGCAGGCCUUCGUGGGGCGGGUGCGCCAGCCGCACCCUGCGCCCGUGCACAUCCUCCUGCUCAGCCUGACGCUGGCGGACCUCCUCCUGCUGCUUCUGCUGCCCUUCAAGAUGAUCGAGGCCGCCUCUAACUUCCACUGGGUCCUGCCCGAGAUCGUCUGUGCCCUCACGGGUUUUGGCUUCUACAGCAGCAUCUACUGCAGCACGUGGCUGCUGGCGGGCAUCAGCAUCGAGCGCUACCUGGGAGUGGCUUUCCCUGUGCAGUACAAGCUGUCCCGCCGGCCUGUGUAUGGACUGAUUGCUGCCGUGGUCGCCUGGGUCAUGUCCUUUGGCCACUGCACCAUUGUGAUCAUCGUUCAGUACUUGCACACACACCAGAACGCCACAAAUGUGAGUGACAUCACCUGCUAUGAGAACUUCAGCAACAAGCAGCUGCAAGUGGUGCUUCCUGUGAGGCUGGAGCUGUGCCUCUUUCUCUUCUUCAUUCCCAUGGCGGUCACCAUCUUCUGCUACUGGCGCUUCGUGUGGAUCAUGCUCACCCAGCCCCAUGUGGGGGCCCAGAGGCGGCGCCGAGCUGUGGGGCUGGCUGUGGUGACGCUCCUUAAUUUCCUGGUGUGCUUCGGGCCUUAUAAUGUAUCCCACCUGGUGGGGUUUUACACAAAGAAAAGUCCCCGGUGGCGGGCGGAAGCUGUGGUGUUAAGCUCCCUCAACGCCACUCUGGACCCCCUGCUUUUCUAUUUCUCAUCUUCAGCUGUGCGCAGAGCCUUUGGGAAAGGGCUGCGGGUUCUGCGGCACCAGGGCUCCUCCCUGCUGGGACGCAGGGGCAGAGAGACAGAUGCGACCAGGGGGGAUCAGGGCGUGAGUCAAGCAGAAGGAGCGCCGAGCUCUGACUUCACCACAGAGUAGGGAUGUCCCUGGACCUUCGGAGGCGCCCUGGGCUGCACACAAGCUGAUCAGGCUGGGAACAGGAGAGCGUGAGGACUUGGGGUCCUCAGACCCAGCCCAUUACUGGGACUGGAAAAACCUCUCUCACCAGCUCAGCAUCCUUUCCUGACUGAGUUUUCCUUCCCACAGGAGCAGGGCUCCAUGACAAAAGAAGCAAUGGUUAGGCAGAGAAACUCUAUCAGCCCAGAGUUUCAGGAACAUUGUAACGAUUGCAAAUUCCAUCCUUGUGAGGUGGUUCGUAGCUGGGGAUGAUCAGCCUCAAGUGGAAAGCCAUAAAGCUAUCUUGGCACAAGCUCUGAAACAGCACCUAGACACCAGUCUAGCUGCUGAUGCUGGAAAGAAGCCAAAGGGAAAGAGAUGGAAGAGAAAUACUAAAUGAGGUCAAAGAAGACUCAGGAAGAUUCUGAUCCAGGGGACACAGAGGGAGGACUGAAGGCUUAGACCUCUAAUGAUCUAGGUAUGCACUGUGGCUUUGUAAGUAUGUGCCCGUCAUCUUCGCCUGUGUAUCUUGUUUCCCCUAUUAAACUGGGAGCUGCUUGA
Manis pentadactyla (Chinese pangolin) is the source of this 1702-nucleotide messenger RNA. RefSeq names its product free fatty acid receptor 2-like. NCBI's taxonomy places the organism in Eukaryota, Metazoa, Chordata, Mammalia, Pholidota, Manidae. The transcript has a single exon. The coding region runs from base 131 to 1123 and encodes 330 amino acids. Gene Ontology annotation, molecular function: G protein-coupled receptor activity. Gene Ontology annotation, biological process: G protein-coupled receptor signaling pathway; cellular response to fatty acid. Gene Ontology annotation, cellular component: plasma membrane. The record is from RefSeq and is a predicted model, not a curated record.